Hippocampus zosterae (dwarf seahorse) is the source of this 1168-nucleotide messenger RNA. It is a transcript of the gene atraid, whose product is annotated as all-trans retinoic acid-induced differentiation factor. NCBI's taxonomy places the organism in Eukaryota, Metazoa, Chordata, Actinopteri, Syngnathiformes, Syngnathidae. Bases 44 to 754 code for a protein of 236 amino acids. The transcript has 7 exons. Gene Ontology annotation, biological process: positive regulation of osteoblast differentiation. Gene Ontology annotation, cellular component: intracellular membrane-bounded organelle. The record is from RefSeq and is a predicted model, not a curated record.
UUUGAGAAGUGCUUCUGGUCACGUGUCCACUACAGUUGGUCACAUGACUUCAGUUGUAAAAAUGAAAACUGGGCAGGAUCUUCUGACGCCUACCUGGCUUGUUUUCAUCCUUUCUUUGUGUAUUUACCGCAGCCAGCAACUGGUCGAGCCGCAGGUGUGCAAACAAUGUAGCGGGACUGUGCCGCAAGGCUCCGAGGUGGGCAAAUUUUGCUCCUCGUCCAACGGUCGGGUCGUCGGACGUUGCUGCCUGGCGAACGAAACGAGUAACCAUGAACGCAUCAUCGGGCUGGAUUUGUCCAAUUGUUCUUUAACGCAUCUGGACAAUCUCCAGGAAGCAUCAGACGCUUUAAUAAUAGAUCUGUCCUCAAACGCCAUCAUCAACAUGAGUGACUCAGCAUUUCAAGGAUUCAGCCAGUUACGUCAAUUAUUUUUGCCAGCAGACAUCACUUGUCCAGGUGGGAAUUCUUCCUGGGACAAAGUGAAGACAGAUGAAGGAAUACGCCUUUGCGAAGGCCAGAGAAACAUGUGCAAUCAGUCUGGGAAGAUGCCUGUUCACUGUCCGGAGUACUCCCAUUGCACCGCGUACGGGCCCGGCUUCUUCGAGUGCAGCUGCGCCGACGACUACCACGGAUACAAGUGCCUGCGAGAGGGGGAGUUUCCAGCUCUGUGGGUGUUUGGGCUUCUGGGAGCUUCCACGCUUGCCCUUUCCCUCCUGCUGUGGUUCACUCAGAGGCGAAAGGCCAAGUCGCUCUAGGCUAGCUCAGAUUUUUUUUUUUUGGGGGGGGGGGUUGUUUUGUUCUAUGUGCAUUCAUCUUCUGAGUGAGCUGAAAGGGAAGUACAUAGUACUGCAAGAGAUUCUUAGCUGGUUUUUAGGGUCACUGUUACCUACUUUGUGUAAAUAGUAUUUUAUUUUUGGAGCAUAGGAUAAAGCGCUUCACAUAAUGUAUAUAGCUUUAUAUAUAUAUGUGUGAUUUUACAAAGGCUGCACAUUUUUCUGUGUCACCAUGUAUAAGACGAGAACUACAUUCUGGAGGCUUUUGGGGGGUACAAGUGCAUAGUCCAACGAACAGUGUUUUAAGUUAAGCCGCUAACAGCCAUGAACGUUUCAUACAGUUUCAUGUUUCAUUUGACAAUAAAGUUGUACAUGACUUGAUGUUGAUGGAUGGAA